Messenger RNA from Fraxinus pennsylvanica, 2220 nucleotides. NCBI's taxonomy places the organism in Eukaryota, Viridiplantae, Streptophyta, Magnoliopsida, Lamiales, Oleaceae. The record is from the annotation of a GenBank genome assembly.
AUGAGCUUCCAUCUGCUGUUCAUUCUCAUUUGCAUUCAAAAUUUUCACAAUUUCUUGGCUGCAAAUGACAUCCAACAAAGAGAUCCAUUACAAACGUACAUUGUUCAUGUUGGGCCACAUGAUGCACAAAAUUUCAAUCGGUCACAAGAUUUCAAAAAUUGGUACCAUUCAUUUCUGCCAAAAAUUUCACUCAGUCCGCGCAUGAUCUAUGCUUAUAACAACGUACUGAGAGGUUUUGCAGCUAGAUUAUCCACUAAUGAAGUGAAAGAGAUGGAGAAGAAACCUGGAUUCAUCUCGGCCAUACCCGAACGAGUACUGUCCUUACAAACAACUCAUAGUCCCGACUUCUUGGGAUUAAAUCAAAAUAUGGGAUUCUGGAAAGAGUCUGAUUAUGGCAAAGGUGUAGUCAUUGGUGUGAUAGACUCUGGAAUACGGCCUGAUCAUCCGUCAUUUAAUGACGAAGGAAUGCCUCCCCCACCUGCUACAUGGAAAGGAUAUUGUGAAUUCAACUUUAUGGCAUGUAAUAACAAAAUUAUUGGUGCAAGAAAUUUCGUAAGUGGUGAUGGAACCCCAUUGGAUUUUGAUGGCCACGGGACACACACUGCGAGCACUGCUGCUGGAAAUUUCGUGAAAGGUGCCAAUGUCUUUGGAAAUGCUAAUGGCACUGCAGUUGGAGUCGCCCCCCUUGCUCACUUGGCCAUUUACAAAGUCUGUAGCAAUGUGUCUUUCUGUCUCGAGAGUGACAUGUUGGCAGCAAUGGACACUGCCAUUGAUGAUGGUGUCAACGUGCUUUCCCUCUCGCUUGGUGUUUCGGUCAAUCCCUUUCACCGUGACUACAUUGCCAUUGGUGCAUUUAGUGCGAUGGAAAAGGGAAUUUUCGUGAGUUGCGCUGCUGGAAAUUAUGGUCCAUCAUCUGCUACGUUAUUGAAUGAUGCUCCGUGGAUUCUCACAGUUGGUGCAAGCACCAUUGAUCGAAGACUAGCUGCAGUGGUUGUUCUAGGGAACAACGAGGAGCUUGAGGGAGAAUCAGCAUUUCAGCCCAAUGAUUUCCAUCCAAAACAACUGCCCAUUGUUUACCCAGGAUUGAAUUAUAGUGGUUCUACAACAUCAGAUUGCACUCCUUUAUCGUUAAAAAAUAUUGAUGUCAAAGGAAAAGUAGUCCUUUGUGAAGUAGAUUCUAGGACGACCGGAAUUGCUCAAGGACAAGCGGUGAAGAACGCUGGUGGUGCAGCCAUGGUUCUUAUGAACACAAAAGACCAAGGAUUUAGUACACUUGCUUACCCUUACGUUCUUCCAAUAACAAAUGUCAAUUAUGAGGGCAGCCAAAAGAUACUAACAUAUAUACAUUCGACAUCUAGACCAACAGCCACAAUAGUGUUCAAGGGAACACUAAUUGGCGAUAAAAAUGCUCCAAUGGUGGCAUUUUUUUCGUCUAGAGGUCCCAGUCGAGCAAGCCCAGGAAUUUUGAAGCCUGACAUCAUUGGACCCGGUGUGAACAUCCUUGCGGCAUGGCCUUUCUCCGUUGAAAACAUCGUCAAUGCAAAAUAUACAUUCAACAUUUUAUUCGGGACAUCGAUGUCAUGUCCCCAUCUGAGUGGUAUUGCUGCAUUGCUUAAGAGUGCACACCCGGAUUGGUCUCCUGCCGCUAUUAAGUCAGCAAUGAUGACUACUGCUCAUAUUGUGAAUCUCAAUAAUGCUCCUAUUGAAGACGAGAGAUUCCUUCCAGCGGACAUUUUUGCUGUCGGUUCUGGUCAUGUCAACCCUUCAAAGGCUAAUGAUCCUGGGUUGAUUUAUGACAUUGAACCUCGAGACUACGUUCCCUAUUUGUGUGGUCUGAAAUACACAAAUCGGCAGAUGAGCAUGAUUUUACAACGCAAAGUGAAUUGCUCAGCUGAAUCAAGUAUACCGGAAGGAGAACUGAACUAUCCGUCAUUUUCGAUCAUCUUCGGACUAUCAAACCAGACGUACACAAGGACAGUGACUAAUGUUGGUGAGGCCAAUGCAUCAUACACCGUGGAUAUUCUUCCUCCUCAUGGUGUUAAUGUGGUUGUCAAUCCUCGUAGUCUCCAAUUCUCAGAGUUGAACCAGAAACUGAAAUUUGAAGUUACGUUUAGCACAUCCGACACUACUACUCUCAUAAACGCUCAGGGACAUAUUUUGUGGAAGUCAUCUACACACUCUGUUAGGAGCCCUAUUUCUGUAGUUAAGGCAAAUUUAUAG